Messenger RNA from Guyanagaster necrorhizus, 722 nucleotides. RefSeq lists its product as uncharacterized. Lineage: Eukaryota; Fungi; Basidiomycota; Agaricomycetes; Agaricales; Physalacriaceae. Bases 75 to 542 code for a protein of 155 amino acids. The record is from RefSeq and is a predicted model, not a curated record. The transcript is spliced from 4 exons.
AAAGAACCUUUCCAGCCACCGUCAUUCCUGCUUGCAACCUCAAUCCACGGCGGCGCUUUGCUCCUUUAUAAACGAUGCAAGAACAAUCACAAUAUGCUGCCGCUGCUCAUGUUCCCUUGAUAAAGUCUCCAAGUCUUCGUGUACCUCGACCGGUCGAAAUGCCCCAGGAUAUACACCCUCUACCUGAUUCUGUGACGGCUUAUUUUGUAUAUCCAUUCACGCUCGAACCGCAUAUUCUGACUGUCGAAUCGUCACGUCGAACAACGUUCGCUGCCCAUACCGCGCGCCGUGAAGGAUUUCUCCGGGCGCGGAAUGACGAGAAGGAACGGCGGAAGCGUGAGGCACUACGAAAGAUUGCCCCUGGUUUCGAGCCAGCCGGAUCAGUCCUGGUGCCUACGAAAACAGGAUCUGUUAGUAACCCGCCUUCUAACAAUACCCCUGGCCCUGAGCUGCCCAGUAGUCACCAGCGAUCGAACUCGGUCAUGGAAGAUCUGGUAGAUAAGCUGGCCGCCCUCGAUUCCAAAGACGAUUCCUCCCAGUGAAUAACGUCGCGUAUCCUCAUACAGAGAAUUUUGUUGUAUUCGGCGUUGGUGGUAGUUUCACGGACUACACUGAAUAUCAUUUACGAUUAUUCUACGUUUCCGUAAUUUGUACAUCUAUUGUAUAGGGCGCUGGCAGCUCUUCUAUAAACAACCAAGAAAUCACCAAGAAAUGAAUGACGA